Ostreobium quekettii is the source of this 1152-nucleotide messenger RNA. Lineage: Eukaryota; Viridiplantae; Chlorophyta; Ulvophyceae; Bryopsidales; Ostreobiaceae. The record is from the annotation of a GenBank genome assembly.
AUGGCCGCGACGCUGUUUGACACAAAGCCGGGGGGUGUCCUCCAGGGGCGCUCGGGCGCGCCAGCGGCCAGCCCCACGCUGGAGGACCGCCUGUGCGGGGAGGUGCUGCGCAAGCUGCGGCUGGCGUGCGAGUCCGUGCCCGAGGACAGGGAGACGAUAUGCGAGGAGGUCUUCUCGGACAUAACGGGGGCGCUGGACAGCUUUGCGCGAGAGGUUUUGGGCUCCACGGGCAGGCUCUCGUUCUACGAAAUACUUGCAGACUAUUACCUUACACAUUGGUCGGCGGCUGACCAGCUGUUGGCCAUUUGCCGUCGGAUCUGGGGUCAGCCAUUCGUGGCGGCCAUAUACACACUGCUGCUCCACCAGUGGCUCCUGGAGAGCAGGGAUGCGGGGGGGGCAGAACAGAGACAGAAGCACCUCAACGUUCUUGUGUCAGGCGCUCGACAGCUAUUUUGGAUCGAUGUGCACGCUAGCACAUUGCGAUUCCGUCCUCUAUACCACUACACUUUCCAGCGCCUCAAACUUAGGCAGGACUCCAUCAUACUCGAUUUGCUGCCAGCCACCGCACGCACCGCCCUGGUGACCCUCAUCGCAUGCUUCAUGCCAUACUACGUUGAGGCCCAGGAUAUGCCAGAGGCAGUUGGCCACUUCCCGUCACCCGACCCAACGCUGCACAGUGACCAGAGGAGUUCCAGGGAUGGCGAUUUUCUGUUCUCCCAGAUCACAGACACACUGCGCGCCAUCGGUGGGGAACCUGGCUUGCUGAGAUAUAUCAAGUCGCUGGCGGGCCUGAAGAGCUGCAGGCAGCUCAAGUCAAUCAGAACAGUCACCCAGCUCAGACUCCAGGCCGAACUGUACAGCCUCUCCUCACCAGGCGGUCCUCGGUACACCUCCCGCCCUGUGCGCCACGCUGCCCUGCACACUCUGGACAGCCUCUUCCCCUCAGGCCGCACCUCCCGCCAUGUGGUGGCGCUCCUCUUCAGGCUGCUGCACCCCUUGGAGUGGCCCGCGUCGGUGGCGGCCGCCACCAGGAGGUGGUACCUUGGGGUCCAGGGUCGGGUAUUCAGGGCCGCAGCCGCGAUCGCAGCAUUCCUGUGGAUGCUGUGGUGCUGGUUGUGCAGCAGGGUGGCUGGACUGUGGACAAGGCGUUGA